AGGCGGUCCGAGGUGGUUGGGGUUGGGUGGGAGGAGAUCCGCUCGCACACACGAGGAGGGUUGAGCUGGUGCCGCCGUUGUCGUCGCGAGUGCGGAGUUGGGACUGGAGCCUUCGCCGCGACGACCCCGGGGAUUGUGUCGCUAGCCCCCGGUCCCCCUGCCUCGCCGCUUCGUCGGGUCAGCGCGGCCUGCUCCUGCCCGGCCCGUCGCCCCCGCCUCCAUUUCCCGCCCUCUCUUCACCACACACACGGCCCCCCCGAUCAUGGAUCCGGGCAGUGGCGGCGGCGGCGGCGGCGGCGGCGGCGGCGGGAGCAGCAGCAGCAGCGACUCGGCGCCCGACUGCUGGGACCAAGCGGACAUGGAAGCCCCCGGGCCGGGCCCUUGCGGUGGCGCCGGCGGCCCGGCGGCGGCGGCGACCGAGGCCCAGCGUGAGCACCUCAGCGCGGCCUUCAGCCGGCAACUCAACGUCAACGCCAAGCCCUUCGUGCCCAACGUCCACGCUGCCGAGUUCGUGCCGUCCUUCCUGCGGGGCCCGGCCCAGCAGCCGCCGCCCCCAGCUGGCGCCGCCGCCCCCAACCACGGAGCCGGCAGCGGCGCUGGAGGUCCUCCGGGUAAAGGGCCGGGACGCGGGGCAGCACCCGCGGAACCUUUUCAAGAGGAACAGUCGUUGCUAUGUGAAGGUUCAAAUUCAGCUGUUAGCAUGGAACUUUCAGAACCUGUUGUAGAAAAUGGGGAGACAGAGAUGUCCCCAGAAGAAUCAUGGGAGCACAAAGAAGAAAUCAGCGAAGCGGAGCCGGGGGAUGGUUCCUUGGGAGAUGGAAGACCCCCAGAGGAGACCACCCAAGAAAUGAUGGAGGAAGAGGAGGAAAUACCCAAACCUAAAUCUGUGGUUGCGCCCCCAGGGGCUCCCAAAAAAGAGCAUGUGAACGUCGUGUUCAUUGGGCACGUAGAUGCUGGCAAGUCCACCAUUGGAGGACAGAUAAUGUAUUUGACUGGAAUGGUUGACAAGAGGACACUUGAGAAAUAUGAAAGAGAAGCUAAAGAAAAGAACAGAGAAACCUGGUACUUGUCUUGGGCCUUAGACACAAAUCAGGAAGAACGAGACAAGGGUAAAACAGUCGAAGUGGGCCGUGCCUAUUUUGAAACGGAAAAGAAGCAUUUCACGAUUCUGGACGCCCCUGGCCACAAGAGUUUUGUCCCAAAUAUGAUUGGUGGUGCUUCUCAAGCUGAUUUGGCUGUUCUGGUCAUCUCUGCUAGGAAAGGAGAGUUUGAAACUGGAUUUGAAAAAGGCGGACAGACGAGAGAACACGCGAUGUUGGCAAAGACGGCGGGUGUGAAACACUUGAUCGUGCUUAUUAACAAGAUGGAUGACCCCACGGUGAACUGGAGCAGCGAGAGGUAUGAAGAAUGUAAAGAGAAGCUAGUGCCAUUUUUGAAAAAAGUUGGCUUCAAUCCCAAAAAGGACAUUCACUUCAUGCCCUGCUCAGGACUCACUGGAGCAAAUCUUAAAGAGCAAUCAGAUUUCUGCCCUUGGUACAUUGGUUUGCCAUUUAUUCCGUAUCUGGAUAAUUUGCCAAACUUCAAUAGAUCAGUUGAUGGACCAAUCAGGCUGCCAAUUGUGGAUAAGUACAAGGACAUGGGCACCGUGGUCCUGGGAAAGCUGGAAUCAGGGUCUAUCUGUAAAGGCCAGCAGCUUGUGAUGAUGCCGAACAAGCACAACGUGGAAGUUCUUGGAAUCCUUUCCGAUGACGUAGAAACUGACUCUGUAGCCCCAGGUGAAAACCUCAAAAUCCGACUGAAAGGCAUUGAAGAGGAGGAGAUUCUUCCGGGAUUCAUACUUUGUGAUCCUAAUAAUCUUUGUCAUUCUGGACGCACGUUUGAUGCCCAGAUAGUGAUCAUAGAGCACAAGUCCAUCAUCUGCCCGGGCUAUAACGCGGUGCUGCACAUUCACACCUGUAUCGAGGAAGUCGAAAUCACAGCCUUAAUUUGCUUGGUAGACAAAAAAUCAGGAGAAAAAAGUAAGACCCGACCCCGUUUUGUGAAACAAGAUCAAGUUUGCAUUGCUCGCUUGAGGACAGCGGGAACCAUCUGCCUGGAGACCUUCAAAGACUUCCCUCAGAUGGGGCGCUUCACCUUACGAGAUGAGGGUAAAACCAUUGCAAUUGGAAAAGUUCUGAAACUGGUUCCAGAGAAAGACUAAGCAUUUUCUUGAUGACCCUGCACAAGUACUGUGAGGAAAAUUGACUGCAAAAGCCUACUUCACACCGCCUUCUCUUAUUUUCUGCCCAUUGACAAACUUCUCCCCAUAUUUUGCAAAGACGAAAUUCACAGCAAAGUCCACAUAAUGUCAGCUUUCUCAUAUUGAGAGCUCUGCUAUGCCACUGUUGAAUUUUCCCCCAGACUUUUUUCCUUCCCCUCCCAAACUCUGCUUCCUUGGACAGACUUGGCAAUAGCUUUGUAAGUGAUGUGGACAUAAUUGCCUACAAUAAUGACAACUUACAGAAAUUUUUUUAUUUUUCAUCUCCCCCUUAGAUCUACUUAGGCUUUUUUCCCCAGGCAGAUCAUUCUGAGUGUGCGAGUGUGUGUGCACAUGUUACAGAGACAACUACCAUGUUAAUAAAAUAUUCAAUUUGAAAUCCUUUUCGGUAUUUGAAUUGCUUUUGAAUAAUGUUUUAUAUCUGGAUGUAACAUUGUUGCAUUAGCUUUUUAACUUACCAAGUAAUUGAGUACCUUUUAUUACUUGGACUUUUCUAAACGCCUUCCCUUAUCCACUACUCUAAACGAGGCAUUUACAGACAACAAUGUUCAUGUUUGUAUCAAAGGAAAGAACUCGCCGGACCACUCCUUUUGAUGGUUCAUGCAGACCUACAGUGAAAUACCUUUAUGCAGCCGUGACCCGGCUUUUGUAGGUCUGUCCGUUUCGUUCCACCCGUUGGUAUUUUAACACGAUUUCUUUAGACACAGUAUGUUGUUUUAAAGUAAAAGAACAGCAUACUGUCGUUUUUAUACGGAAAGCAUACUGAAAUUGUACCCCUACGGAAAAUUCCAUUCACUCGUUAAAUUAGUGGAAUUUGCAAUAAAGACCGCAUGUUGAGACCUGGCGAAAAUGCCUCCUUUAGUAUUUAUAAGAGCUGCAUGCGUCCAGUAUGAAAACCUGUAUCAAUUGCAAGUGCCAGUACUACAAAUUACUCCGUUCACGAUUUGUAUCAGUACUUUAAAGGCUGGAUGCUCCUUGCUGAUUAAAGAGGUGUGUCUCAUCCAGCAACUAAACGAACACAUACUUAGAACCAUCCGAAUCUGCACAGACAGAAGUUAACAGUAAUAAGUGGAAUCAAGCACAGUAUCGACGUUUUUCUGUUAUUUGAAAUGGACUGUUUUCUUAAAUACAAAGCUGAAAUUUGCUAAGCUGUUAUUUGGAAGCAUCACAAUGGAGCAUUGUGGUGGUUUUUAGAUUGAGGGCUGACUUUCUACUACAGCCAUCAUGACUUUGACAUUUUUAAUGAGAGUAAGUGGGAAAUGGAAGAGCCACUUUCUGCUUUACUGGUAAGCCCCCCUUGAUUUUGAGUGUUGCCAUUUAUCAAAGACCUGACCUCUUUUAGAUUGUGGUUUACCUCUAAAUAAGAUACUUUGUAAUUGCGUAUUUAACGAUACAUCCCUUCCCUGAAAUCUUCCUCAGAAAAGAAAAGCCUAGUCAGACUAUAUUUCCAGUCACAAAAUAUAAAACUUAAUCUAAUCCUGUUCUCUUAACUCUAGAAUUACCAUUCAUUUCAUGAACGAGGCUGUAUCUUAGGGACGGAGCCAAGUUCUUCCCUAUGGCUCCCUAGAACUAUAUACUCGUGGCUAUUAAAUUGCAUGAAGUUUAGCUAAAUUUUACUAUGUCUGCAAAUCUCUGGGCUUUUAUUUUUCGGGGAAAUCGGGGAGGUUUAAUCCGUACAUAAUGACCGUUUUUGUACUUCCAAGGUAAUAGGAACAAAAUAGCAGUCGCUUGGAUUUUAAUGAAUCUUUAAAAGCUCAAGAGUUGUUAAAAUUCUUUCCAAAGAUAGAUUCUCAUUUUUAAACCGAACAUAUUUUUAAAAACCAGUCCUGUUUGCUAUUACAUUACACUUUUAGAAGAUUAGGUGCAUGUUGCCAAGACUCUUCCGCUAAACGACACGGACACCAACUGUGAAGGGCCUCCUCUCAAAAAGAACAGACCAUGAAUAUAAAUAUAAUGGCGAAAGAUGUCAUCGGACUCUUUAGACAUUUGUGCGAGUCAUCAGAUGAUUUAAAACAAACCUCGCUGUUUAGUUUAACCAACCCCUUAACGUUCUGUGGGCUUUGACCUUUUUUGGGAAGUGUGCUCGCAUCAAAGAAAGCCGGUACAUUUUAAAUCCCCUGGCUGGUGACCCGGAUGAGGAAGUUCAGUGUGUGAAGUGAGCAGGCGGUGGGGGUGUUGGGCCCUUGAGAAGCAGUUGAGAUUCCUGUGCUGCCCUGUUCUCUGCAAGCACACAUGUGCUGCCGUGGGUGACAGUGCAGACGGGUGCUAACUGCAGAUCAGGAUAAUACAGACCGAAACAUUUCGUUCUCUGGCUUUGGCGUAGAUCUCUUAGAAUCCCAGCUUUCCUGGCGUCUUUUUGCGUUCAUGUUCUGUAUUCAACUUCCAUGCUCAAUUUAUUUAUAGCUUUUUAAAGUAACGAAUUUCGGAGAAGCAAGCUAGCCUUGAAAUGAGCAUCCUAAGUAAUUGCCAUUUCCAACCCUUGACUGUGGGAGAGGGGAAAGUCUAGCACCUAUUUCUUGUUUUCAAUUUGCAAAAACGACUCGUCCGGUGAAAAUCUAUGUAAAACCGAACCCAAAGAGUCGGACUGAGAGGUAUUGUCAUGAAAUUAAGUGACAGAGAGUAACGUGUUCUUGAAUAAUGAAGCCCGUGCGUCUUUCUCCUUGUGGAACUGAAAGUCUUGGCAUAGGUGAUGCCUGGAUGUCAAACGUCUGUAAGUUGUGGAAGUACGGGCGGUUGGCUGUGACAAGCGCUAAGUCACACUGGCUCCGAGAACGGCCUGUGCGGUACGGGCUGGACUCUGGAGGGGCUGCUGUGCUCGAACGGUGACGGAGACGCUGCGGAAAACCUGGGGUCACCCUUCCCAUCCGAUGCGGUUCUACGACCCAAGAACAAGGCGAACCUGUGGCCAAAAACUGACAAAACUCCGCUAGCCUCCCGCCGUCUUCGGGAACCCUGGCCACGGCUGUCCCUGCUCCGCGGCCCACCCCUGCGUCGCUAGUGGCUUUGCUGCCUUGGGGAGGGGCUUCAGGUAGUGGAGGGGCAAAUGGUUCCUAGGGCCGCUCUGAACAUCUGGCAACUUUGAUGCCUUGAAAGCCCUUUGUGACCAUUCCGGUUUGUUCCUGCACGAGGGCAGACUGUUAACGGAUCCGAUGUCCUGGACAGUGCUGGCCUCCCUUCUCAGAAGAAACUGCUAGUAAUCCUGUCGCAGACUUCCUCGGGGCACACGGCACUCAGCAGGAUUCAGGGGACGGUUUUCUGUCUCCAGACGCCGUGGCUUCUGUCUCCUCAAGCUCCGUUCUCCAUGAUCCUAGCAUGACGCCCUUGGAUACAGCCAAGCUUUGUUUCUUCGGAGAUCUUGCCAUGGCAGCAGCUUGUUAAAUAAACCAGUGUAAUUACACAUGCAUCGCUCAGCACACUGCUGACUAGGUUUAAAUUUAGCAGUCAGUUGGUUAGAUUAGAUUUCCUAGUGAGUGGAAUAGGAACUGUUUCUAUUUUCCUGUGAUAGUUCCCUGGAUUCCAGUCGAACCAAUUUACUGCCAGGAUUCAGAUCGGGUAGGUUUGGUUCAGCCUGUGAUGGGUUUUGGCUCUAGGUUACUGGUGACUUGCAGUAGCCUAGAACAUACUGAGUCUUCCCUUCAAUAAAUAUGCUUUUUCACAUACCUCUAAUCCGAUACUUCCUUGAAACAGUAAUAUGCUAGCCGAGCCAUUUACUAAGGAAUGUUCUAAGCACCCGGAGGUGGGGAAGUGGACCGGAGAGCUUGUGUGUUCUCCAGCAUAAGGGACAAGCAAUAGGCACCACGUCCGACUGGGCAGAAAACUAGGAUUUUUAAGCAACCCUCGGAAGGGACACUGGCUUUUCUGCCUUGCCACACCUGCCACUGUGCCCUUUAAAACCUCCCAUUGGAAACCUCAGGUCUGUGGCCAGCAAAGGCACCAGGACAUUUUGUGCUUCCCGAGGCUCCCCUCUGCCAGGCACGCCAGCUGAGCGCCCGCACGCCCACCUAGUCCCUGCUGCCCUGGGAGAGGGUGCCCGGGGCGGGGUCCCGCGCUCCUCAGGGGACCAUCCACCUGCUCCAGGUGAACCUGCGCUCUGAGCCCGACCCUGCGUUCUAAGGACUCCCACUGGGCUCUCAAAUGGACUCCCCUCUGAGUUGACCGGUUUCUUCUGUUCCAAAGGAAAUGCGGAUCUCUCUCAGGCCAGGAUUUAGUGACUAGGUUUUACUAGACAGCAUAGGUCAAUACAUACCUAGCUCGCGUUUUUUGUUUUUUUUUU
Molecule: messenger RNA, 6530 nt
Organism: Hyaena hyaena (striped hyena)
Lineage: Eukaryota; Metazoa; Chordata; Mammalia; Carnivora; Hyaenidae
Gene: GSPT1
Product: G1 to S phase transition 1
Exons: 15
Coding region: 263-2200 (645 amino acids)
Biological process (GO): translation
Cellular component (GO): translation release factor complex
Molecular function (GO): translation release factor activity; GTPase activity; GTP binding
Source: RefSeq, a predicted model, not a curated record